Messenger RNA from Gopherus flavomarginatus (Mexican gopher tortoise), 4263 nucleotides. It is a transcript of the gene TRIM3, whose product is annotated as tripartite motif containing 3. The record is from RefSeq and is a predicted model, not a curated record. Lineage: Eukaryota; Metazoa; Chordata; Testudines; Testudinidae. Gene Ontology annotation, biological process: proteasome-mediated ubiquitin-dependent protein catabolic process; protein polyubiquitination; negative regulation of translation. The transcript is spliced from 11 exons. Gene Ontology annotation, molecular function: zinc ion binding; translation repressor activity; ubiquitin protein ligase activity. Bases 1287 to 3323 code for a protein of 678 amino acids.
UGCUGGGACACGGGGGAAUGUGGUUUUGGCAGAGGGAGGGGGUGCUGGCGUUCUCUACUCCCCAGAUUAGAUCUCUGUGGAAGAAGGAGCCCAAUGGUUGUAGCUGCCUGCUGUGUCCUGCAUAGCAUUUGAGAAGCAAAGGAGGGAACUUGCUUCAGGGGUGCAGGGUGGAGGGGAGCGGCUGUCUGCUGAGUUGGACCAGCCAGACACCAGGGCUAUAAGAUGAGCUCAGCGAGGAGGUAUGACUCAGGGGGCUUGAGAGGAACUGUGUGGUGCUGCACAUCUGUGCCUGUGCCACUGCCGGUGCGCUAGUCCUAGUCCCACUGGGGCGCGUGCUGCGCCAGGCUGUUUGCUGCUCCUGUGCGGGGAGGGUGCUCAAGACUGUUCCUUUCACGGCCAGCGUGCAUUGUCCAGCACGUGUGGUAAGCCAACAAAGGCUAAUUGCUUUAUUCAGUGAUGAGAGCAGCACCCGACAAACAAUCUGCGGAAUGUACUAGUAAAUCCUGGGGAAUGGAGAGAUUUUUGGCACCAUAUUAAACAGACAAGGGAAAGGAAAAGUGUUGUGCGUCGGCGCUGCACGUCCAUCGGCUGUGGCUCUCCUGGGUCAGUGAAGGGGAAGUGGUAGUGUCUGGAGUCGAGAGGUCGGGGUAGCCAUGCUGGAGUGGUCUGGGGAUGGGAGGGAGGGACCCAGGCCCACCCACUACUCUGGGUCUCAGCCCAGGGACCCUGCAAACAACAGCUUCCCCCGGACCCUCCUUUCACCAUCAGUCUGUCAAGUCCCUGGGCCACUUCCCCACAGCCUCAGUUCCCUCUGUUCCCGCCUGUGGCUCCAGCUCCUUUGCCCUCCUCUUCCCUGAGGCUGUGUGGAAAACGGAGGGUGCAGGGAUGUGCUCUGCUUCUGUUCACCCAGGCGCAGAGAGGCCCGCCUGCAUUAGCUGAGCUUGGAGGUCCACAAGUGCCUGCAGCAUCUGUGUUUGCUGCUGGAGAAGCCCUGUUACAGCCUGGUGCAGCUCCCCCUCCUUUGCCUGCUGGACCUUUCUCCGCUCUCCUUCUCCAGGCUGUCUGCAGUGCUCAUCCCCCAGGCCCGGUGCAGCGCUGGCUUGCAGCAUCUCGUGGAACCCGUCGUCCUGCCACUGUCUCUUCUUCCCUCCUCCUUAUCGGGGUGUCUCCAGAACUAUAUCCCGCCCCAGAGCCUCACCCUGUCCUGCCCCGUGUGCCGCCAGACCUCCAUCCUGCCCGAGCAGGGCGUGGCCGCGCUGCAGAGCAACUUCUUCAUCACCAAUCUCAUGGAGGUGCUGCAGCGCUCCCCCGAGGGCAGCAGCCGCCCGGACGCCGCCACGCUGGACCCCGUCAGCGCCGUCACUGGCCAGCCGCUCUCCUGCCCCAACCACGAGGGCAAGGUGAUGGAGUUCUACUGCGAGUCGUGCGAAACGGCCAUGUGCCGCGAGUGCACGGAGGGCGAGCACCGGGAGCACGUCACCGUGCCGCUGCGCAACGUGGUGGAGCACCACAAGGCCUCGCUGCAGCAGCAGCUCGACACCAUCAAGAGCCGGCUGCCCCAGCUGACGGCUGCCAUCGGGCUGGUGACCGAGAUCAGCAAGCAGCUCACGGAGCGGAAGAACGCCGCCGUGGGCGAGAUCAGCGGCUCCUUCGCGGAGCUGGAGCAGGCCCUGCAGCAGCGCAAGGGGCUGCUCGUGCAUGACCUGGAGGCCACCUGCAGCGCCAAGCAGAAGGUGCUGCAGGCCCAGCUGGACGCCCUGCGGCAGGGCCAGGAGAACAUCCUGAGCAGUUGCACGUUCACGGAGCAGGCGCUGCACCACGGCACGGAGACGGAGGUGCUGCUGGUGAAGAAGCAGAUGAGUGAGCGGCUCAGCGCCCUGGCCAGCCAGGAGUUCCCCGAGCAGCCGCAGGAGAACGACCAGCUGGACUUCGUGGUGGAGACGGACGGCGUCCGCAAGUCCAUCCUCAACCUGGGCGUGCUCAUCACCACCAGCGCCAUCGCCCACAAGACGGUGGCCACAGGCGAGGGGCUGCGGCACGCGGUGGUGGGGCAGCCCUCCUCCCUCACCAUCACCACCAAGGACAAGGACGGCGAGCUGGUGCGCAGCGGCAGCGCCAGCCUGCAGGCCCAGGUGACGGCGCCCGAUGGCGGCCGGGCCGAGGUCGAGGUGCUGGACAACAAGAACGGCACCUACGAGCUGGUGUACACGCCGCGGCAGGAGGGCGACUUCCUGCUCUCCAUCCUGCUCUAUGGGCAGCCCAUCAGGGGCAGCCCCUUCCGUGCCAAGGCCCUCAAGGCCUGCGACGUGCCUCCCUCGCCCGACGACGUCAAGCGCCGCGUCAAGUCCCCCAGCAGCGGGCACAUCCGGCAGAAGGCCGUGCGGCGCCCCUCCAGCAUGUACGGCAGCGGCAAGAAGAAGGAGAACCCCAUCGAGGACGAGCUCAUCUUCCGCGUAGGAAGCCGAGGCCGGGAGAAGGGGGAAUUCACCAACCUGCAGGGCAUCUCCACCUCCAGCUCUGGUCGCAUCGUUGUGGCUGACAGCAACAACCAGUGUGUGCAGGUCUUCUCCAACGAGGGUCAGUUCCGGCUGCGCUUCGGCAUGCGGGGCCGCUCCCCUGGGCAGCUGCAGCGCCCUACCGGCGUCACGGUCGACAUGAACGGGGACAUCAUCAUCGCUGACUACGACAACCGCUGGGUCAGCAUCUUCUCCCCCGAGGGCAAGUUCAAGACAAAGAUCGGGGCUGGGCGGCUGAUGGGCCCCAAGGGCGUGGCCGUGGACCGCAAUGGCCACAUCAUCGUGGUGGACAACAAGGCCUGCUGCGUCUUCAUCUUCCAGUCCAAUGGGAAGCUGGUGACCAAGUUUGGCGGCCGCGGGACGGCGGAGCGGCAGUUUGCAGGUACCCUUGAUGGGCCCCACUUCGUCGCUGUUAACAACAAGAACGAGAUUGUGGUGACCGACUUCCACAACCACUCGGUGAAGGUGUACAGCGCCGACGGCGAGUUCCUCUUCAAGUUUGGCUCCCACGGGGAGGGAAACGGGCAGUUCAAUGCCCCCACUGGCGUGGCCGUCGACUCCAACGGCAACAUCAUCGUGGCUGACUGGGGCAACAGCCGGAUCCAGGACAGGUCAGAGCCCCUGAGAACGUCCACCUGCUGCAGCGAACUGAGCGGAGCCCUGAGCUGGCAGCGCAGGCGGGAGGAGACGGGCGAGUGCGGCUCUGCGACCGACGUUGGCAGCCGGGCAAAGGCAGGAAGCAGCCCAGGGAACCGGCCGGGUGCAGAACAAACAGGCCCUUGCUGUGAUCUCCAAGGCCUGGGCUGACGAAUGGGUCUGGGUUCCCUUUCCCACCCGCCUGCAGCAGGGCGCUGUGGGCCUGGAGGGUAAAGGGCCAGGGGAAGGUGGCAACACCCGGAACUGCCUGGGGAUGUCCAACCAGCAUGGACCUUCAGCAGUGCCCAGCCCCGGCAGCUGGCUCCAUGCUGCUGUGGAAGGUCGCUGGCACUGCCUGUGGGUGGCUCCUUCUUAGGUGGGCUUUAUGCAUCCCUUAUACCGUGUGCUGCAACAUUGCCCAACGGCACCCAGCUGGGAGAAGGCGCCUCUCACAUGUGUAAGGAACACUGACCAUGCCUGGACCUCCGGGCGUGGCACAGCCAACUCGUUGGCAUGGCUGUGGCAUGUGGAGGCAGCCUGGCGUACUUCCUUCUGAAACCAGAGAAACCCACCUCCAGGUUUGUCCCAGUACCAGAGGGGCCAGCACAACCCAGUUUACAGGGGCCACGUGGGCUCCCUAGCUGGGCCUGAGAACCGAGCCGCUGGAAGCACAUCCACUCAACAUGGAGUCCCCGGUGACGAUGACAUUUCGGGACCGGCCAGGGAGCCAGUUUUGAAUCCAUUGCACGGGUGCUGUCAUGAUUUUGUGUCAUUCUCGGUUUUUGAUCAGAAUGUCGUGUGGUACCAAAGCAAACGCCUUUCAGCCACCUGUCUGUUACAGCAGCCAAACUGGUCAUCGCCUCUAACAAGUCAUGUCAGUGUCACAGGGUCUAUAGCCAUAAACCCAUGUUGAGUGGCAUUAAUUCCGUCAUCUCCACUAACGCUUUAGGAAUCACAUCCCAUGUUGGCCAUUUCGCUACUUUGCCCAGGAUUGAUGUCAGACUGACAGGCUGCUCCAGGCCAGCCCUUUGGCCCUUUUGAAAUAUUGGCACAAUAUUAGCUGUCAUCCAGUCUGCUGGAACAACCUCAGACUUACUGAAAAACAACGUUA